Messenger RNA from Conger conger (European conger), 4320 nucleotides. It is a transcript of the gene fem1c, whose product is annotated as fem-1 homolog c. Lineage: Eukaryota; Metazoa; Chordata; Actinopteri; Anguilliformes; Congridae. The coding region runs from base 1027 to 2880 and encodes 617 amino acids. The transcript is spliced from 2 exons. Gene Ontology annotation, molecular function: protein binding. The record is from RefSeq and is a predicted model, not a curated record.
AGCUAGUGAUUUUUCGUCAGAAUGCCGUAGCUCUAUAUAAGCGCUGUGAUUGGAUCAUAACCCUGCCAAUAAGCAGGAGAGUCGAGAAAGCUUUGUUUUUCAUCAGGCAGAAUGUACUGUGGGUAUUAGGUCGUGAUGAAACCGGCGUGUAGGUGGACGAAUUCACCCUGGUGAUUGGUAGCUAGCUAUUUAACAACUGUACCCAUCAACACACCGAUUUUUUUGCCUAAUAUAUUUGUGUGGAUUUGAUUUCCUGGUAGCCCCAAUAAAUCGCAUUUUGAUAAAGUAUUUUGGAAGACGGCAACAGAAAGAAGAGACUGGACGUCAUCGUCGCUUUCUGGACAUACACACAGGAAACCUAAGCGGGGGUGGAGGCAUCUAGCUAGCUAGCAGUCCGUGAGCUGCUACGGUUUGGCCCACGUUAAAUUUCAUCAUUAAUCGGGAGUACUAUUGUUUUCAAUUUAAGGUACAAUGUCUAAACAAACUGAUUUGAUCCUUUAAGAAAAUGUAUUGUUCUUGCGUUAUAUCGAGAGAAGAGCGACUGUUUGCUGGAAUGGAAAUCGACGUCGAGGAGAUAGCAGAGUGACCUAGCUAGCAAGCAAUCUAAGAGAGUAGCUAGCUAGCUACAGUAGCUGGGUAGCCAGUUUUAGCUGCUGUAGCAAACCUGUAAGACAAAGGGGGAAGGGUACGGUUCACGGUUAUCAAAGAUACAUAUCAGUGUGUAGUUUGUAUUCAAAUAUCGACCUACACAACUAGGUAGAUUUUAGUUGGUUAGCUAACGUAUGUAUUCGGUUACAACACAAGCUAAUGAGAAUCCUGAUUAGCUAGCGAAGUCAUUCCUGCAGUUACUUUGACCUGUCCGUAUUAACAACGCUAGUUUAAGUUGCUUGAUGGACAACGUAUUCCAUUAUUUCUAGCUAGUACCCUAACGUAAAAGAUACAGGCCAUUAUUUCCUAUCUUACCGCUUGCGCCAGGGUGACUACCAUCAAGAGUAAUUUGCUAACGUUUACUAGUUGGCUAGAUCAAUGGAUCUCAAGACGGCAGUGUACAACGCAGCCAGGGACGGCAAGCUCCGGUUGUUACAGAAGCUUUUGGAGAACAAAGCUGGUAAUGAAGUUACCAAGCUAAUGGAAGAAAAGACUAAUGGGGCGACUCCGCUGCUGAUGGCUGCGAGAUACGGGCAUCUGGAUUUAGUCGAGUACCUUUUGGAGUGCUGCUCUGCCCCCGUUGAGAUUGGUGGAUCAGUGAAUUUUGAUGGCGAGACCAUCGAAGGAGCUCCGCCGCUGUGGGCCGCCUCAGCUGCCGGCCACCUGAAAGUAGUGCAGUCAUUACUGGGCCACGGUGCCGCUGUGAACAACACAACCCUCACAAAUUCAACCCCCUUGAGAGCCGCCUGCUUUGAUGGGCAUCUUGACAUUGUAAAGUACCUGGUGGAGCACAAGGCUGAUCUGGAGGUAGCAAAUCGACACGGUCAUACGUGUCUCAUGAUCUCUUGUUACAAAGGACAUAAAGAGAUCGCCCAGUACCUCUUGGAAAAAGGUGCGGAUGUUAAUAGGAAAAGUGUUAAAGGUAACACGGCUCUGCACGACUGCGCCGAGUCGGGGAGCCUGGAGAUCAUGAAGAUGCUCCUGAAGUACGGCGCCAAAAUGGAGAAGGACGGCUACGGCAUGACCCCGCUCCUCUCGGCCAGCGUGACCGGGCACACCAACAUCGUGGACUUCCUCACCCAGCACCGGCAGACCGGCCCGCUGGAGCGCAUAAACGCCCUGGAGCUGCUGGGCGCCACCUUCGUGGACAAGAAGCGGGACCUCCUGGGCGCGCUCAAGUACUGGAAGCGGGCCAUGGACCUGCGCUACGGCGACGCGGGGAACGUCCUGCGCAAGGCCGAGCCGGAGCGGCUGAUCGCGGCCUACGACUGCGCCCGGGAGGUGAACAGCACCGACGAGCUGGACAGCCUGAUCUCGGACCCGGACGAGAUGCGCAUGCAGGCCCUGCUGAUCCGGGAGCGCGUGCUGGGGCCGUCGCACCCGGACACGUCCUACUACAUCCGCUACCGCGGCGCCGUCUACGCCGACUCGGGCAACUUCGAGCGCUGCAUCAACCUGUGGAAGUACGCGCUGGACAUGCAGCAGAGCAACCUGGACCCGCUCAGCCCCAUGACGGCCAGCAGCCUGCUCUCCUUCGCCGAGCUCUUCUCCUUCAUGCUCCAGGACCGGGCCAAGGGCCUGCUGGGCACCCAGGUGUCCUUCCAGGACCUGAUGGGCAUCCUCACCAAGAGCGUGCUGGAGAUCGAGCGGGCCGUGAAGCAGACCCAGCCGGCCCCGGACCCGGCCCAGCUGAGCAAGGCGCUGUCCAUCAUCCUGCACCUGGUCUGCCUGCUGGAGAAGGUUCCCUGCAGCGCGGAGGAGGACCACUUCAAGAAGGAGACCAUCUACCGCUUCCUGAAGCUGCACCCCUGCGGGAAGAACGGCUACAGCCCGCUCCACCUGGCGGUGGACCGCAACACCACCUGCGUGGGCCGCUACCCCGUCUGCAAGUUCCCCUCCUUCCAGGUGGCCUCCAUCCUGCUGGAGUGCGGCGCCGACGUCAACUGCCGCGACGAGGACGACAACAGCCCGCUGCACGUGGCGGCGUCCAACAACAACCCGGACAUCAUGAACCUGCUGAUCGCCUGGGGCACGCACUUCGACAGCACCAACUCCUUCAAGCAGACGCCCAGCGACCUGCUGGACGAGAAGGAGAUGGCCAAGAACCUGAUCCAGCCCAUCAACCACACCACGCUGCAGUGCCUGGCCGCGCGCACCAUCGUCCGGCACGGCCUCGCUUACCGCGGCGGCAUCCCCGAGAAGCUGGAGGCCUUCGUGCUGCUCCACAGAUGAUGACCGACGGCGGGCGCCCGAGAAGGCCUCCCCCCCCCCCCCCCCCCCCACUUCCCACCACAACACCCCCCACUGUGCGCUUCAUGAUUGUAAAAAGAAAAAAAACGAAAAAAAGGAAUUGCGAGGCGAGACUUUUUCGGCGGCUUCCCGCCAAGCCAGAAUCGGACGGCGAGUUAAUUUCCUUGACAAUUCUGUAACGUUGGCCUAUGCAGAAUGUUGUACAAAGUUUGGCUUUUUUGUUGUUUUCCUUUAUUUUUUUACUUAUUAUUUUUUUUUGCCUGAAGGAUUUCUUCAUAUUUAAUGCUACUUAUGAGGAUCUGUGUGAAAGCCCUCCCUGUACCCCUUCUGCUUUGUGUUCAUGUCACUAUGCAAAGGUUGCAGGGGAUUGUGGAAUUAAUUUGGGUAAACUUUUUAAAAAAAUAACUUCCGCUGCCAAGAAGGACAUUCUGUAAAUUUGCAUCUCCCGUAAAAUGCUUGCUGCGCUCUAAAUUCUGUGGUUAUGUUUGUCAGUGUCGGUUACACGGAACUGAGUGGAGUGGAUGGAACGGACUGUUUUUUUCAAUUCCCUCCAACCGCGAAGAAGCUUUACGAAGUCGGUUGUUCAUGUUUGCAAAUACCGUAAGUGCUUUACUCCUCCUAUGCACAUGAUAUGCGACUGUUCUAUGUUGGCACUCGUCUGUGCAAUACCUAGGAUUUUUGUGAUAAAUGCCUGUUUCUCUUUGGAUUGUUUGUUUUAUUUUAUUUUUUUCCUCUCAGAACUUUCUAUGAUAUGUUACACUACGCAAAAAUGGGUUGGGGUGUAUGGAUUUUGCUAGACCCUUAUUGAAUGAGUCCGACCGUAUGAGAGCACGCAGACUAAGUAACAGAAGUGCUUUUAUUGCAUCCAAACAAAGAAUGUCUUGUGAGCAGGAGAUGUGAGCAACAUUAACAAUGCAUUGUCAUGUUCUUUGGACCCCUAUUGUCAUGAGGCAAACCCUUGGUAACAACGGGAGGAGUGUUAUGGGUCAGUCCAAUGCUAAGAUUCGAAUGUGCAUGUCGUUAAAUUUUUAAGAGUAAUUUCUCAUUUUCACCUUGAAGCUUUACGCGGCGUAUCAUUCAAUGGCGGAAAAAGCAUCAGGUGUUCUGCCGAACUCCACGCUGAGCAAAAACGUGUUUUUACUACUGUUGAAUCGUAUGAAGUCGUCAUCAGAUCAACCGCCUUUCCCAGACAGGUGAAACAUUGUUAAAACUGCACAUUAGCUUUAGUCAUGUGGCAAAAAGGGCUUUUCAUAUUUUUAGGAGCAGAUUUCCCAACCGAAGGAGCUUUACAGACAAACCAUCAGGUAUUGACUGUAUUGUGCACUUUAUUACCACAGAGUACAAUAUUUCAUAUGGCAGUAUGGCAUAAAUUCUUUUAAUGUCUUAAGAGCAAAUUUGACAAUAAACCCAUGUUGCACUUGU